AUGUUUCCGUCACCGAGACCCCUGCCUUCUUACGUCGAGAAUGAUCGUGAGCGAGAUGAAAGGUCGAUCGCCACCGCCGACGAUAUCAUGCUUUUGCGCCCAGACGAACACCGCGAAACUCAAACAUCUCGGAGCUCGAGUUCAGUCAGGGGUAAGGCUGAGCCUGGAAAACAUGGCAGAAAGCUCCCUGAGCCCGCCUUGGUCAAGCGCAGCAGCAACAACUUCUGGAAGUUUUGGGACGCGUACAGGCGUAAACCCUGGAACAUGUUUCUUUUGGUCCUCAUUGGCACUCUCUUCGCUGUUGGCCAUCACCUAUUCUACCUUCAUCUCAACGGCAGAGAAGCUGUCAACCAAUCCUUGAUGCUACGCUAUGGAACCGCCAUCGCAUUCUGUGCUAAAGCCAGUCUCGGCACAGCAGUCACUAUUGCUUUUCACCAAAGAGCGUGGAGAGUGGUCCGUUUUAAAACUGCCCGUGUUGAGACAAUCAAUUCUAUUUUCACUGCCAAUUCGGACAUAUCCUCUCUCUUUAGCUGGAGCUCUAUCCGCAAGAGUAGGGUCGGUACCCUGCUUGCCAUUUACUGCUGGAUCACUCCUCUUGUUGUCAUAUUGACCUCUGAAACUCUCUCAGUUGUCUUUGGGGUAUUCGAAGAAAUAACCCCGUGCCCUUCGGUGCGAACUUUGAAUUUCGGGAACGAGGAGAACAUAUAUUGGCGCAACCCUCUAAAGAUAAACGACCAGUUUGUGACCUCGGUGUCAUUGUGGAAUUCGACUAUUCCCCCGGGUGAGAGCCCUUCAAACUCCAACCCAGAUGGCUUUGACUACUACCAUGGCCCUAGCCGGCAGUAUGACAUGUUCAUCAGGACGAAAUCGACACUUAUGAGCGAAUCCAUAAUCCGCAAGGAAGCAACGGUUGAGAUUUGCGGAGUGGGAUGGAACUGUUCUUAUGUCGUCAACUUUGUUGCUCCUGGCUAUAAAUGUGAGGAGCUAGCCUAUGGAGUAGAUUCGGAGGUUAAGAAGCUCGGGAAUGCUACAACACCAUUCAACACCUCCGUGUUGGCGCCAACGGGAAACCUGACGUACUACGCCGUCAACGACCGAGGCGAGUAUCUUAAUCCCCAAAUGGUGUCUUCUCAUCCUGGAGGGAGGCCGACUCACCGCCCUCCAUAUCCGGACAACUUUGGAGCCUUCAGAACAGAGCCUAUCAUGUGGAUUGGGUACGCAACCGUCGAUGAUCUUUCGGUCCCUCAGCCAUAUGUACCAGGCACAGAGGAAUACAUGAAGGCAUAUACGCCUGUAAUCAUUGGGUGCGAGCACUACGAAGUCAACUAUACCGUCCAGUUUAACUACACACGUGGUGACAAACUUGUUGAAAUUAAGUGGCGGGAAUACCUGAGGAAGGUGGUUGAUACGACAUACAUAUCUGAGAAAGACCCCGACAAGAGACUAAGGGACCGAACACGUGCUAUCCCUGACAACAACUAUAUAUUCCCGAAUGACUUCAAAACGUACCGCCGGACGGCAGCCUACCAUUCAAUCGGCUCUAGGUUGAGGCAGUGCCUCAAUGGAACUAUGGAGGUACCAUAUAACCAAGUAAAGUCGGAUCUUUUAUACACGCGUUUGUUCACGCCGUUGAACUACCUCCCUGUCAAGAAUCUUCAUCUCGGCAUCCAAAAGCUUUAUGAGGACAUGAUCAUCUCUAUUUUCGAGGAGUCUUCUUUCAUGGUUGUCUCGUGGGCCGCUAAUGGCAAGCCAUCUGGUACUGCCAAGGGAGGUCCUUCAACGGCCUAUCCUUGUCGGCGUGAGAGAAUAGCUACUUUCUUUCAAUACAACAUGGCCCAGCUUCUUAGCGUUUAUGCUGCAAGUAUAUUUUUGGCGGGCAUUGGUGUAUUAUUGGGGCUGCAGGCUUAUCUUGAGGAGGGGACUAUGCGUGAUAUGAAGCCAUCAUCUAUCAUGGAAGCUUCAAGGGCAUCGAAUCUCCACGUACUAGGAGCGCACGAAGGAUCUAAUGUCAAAAUUGGGUAUGGGCUUGUGCAUGAAGAGGCUGGUAGGAGUGUAAGAAGCUUUGGGGUCGAAGGGAAUGUGCAGCAGUGA
This is a messenger RNA of Fusarium subglutinans, 2091 nucleotides long. RefSeq lists its product as uncharacterized. The coding region runs from base 1 to 2091 and encodes 696 amino acids. The record is from RefSeq and is a predicted model, not a curated record. NCBI's taxonomy places the organism in Eukaryota, Fungi, Ascomycota, Sordariomycetes, Hypocreales, Nectriaceae. The transcript has a single exon.